AUGAAUCCUCCAUCGCACUUCUUCUUCUCUGCCCUACAUUUACUCUUCAUUUUCCUCACCUCCUCCGCCUCCCAACCGGAGCUCCGAUCUCUACUAGAAUUCAAAAAAGGCAUAACCUCAGACCCAUCAAAUCUCGUUCUCAACUCAUGGAACCCCUUUUCCAUCACCGACUUCGACAUUUGUCCACCCAAAUGGGAAGGAAUCUCCUGCGACGAACUCACCGGAAACGUCACCGGAAUUGUACUCGAGAAUCACAACCUCACCGGAGAGAUAAAGUUCCAUACUCUCCUCGACCUUAAAAUGCUCAAAAACCUCAGUCUCGCCGGGAAUCAGUUCUAUGGUGGACUUUCCAUUACUCUUGAGAAUGUUUCCUCUUUGGCUAAUACUGUUCGGUUUUUGAACGUCAGUCACAAUAAAUUGAACGGGAACUUCUUUCUGAAGGACGCAAUUGGGUUGUUUUGGAACUUGCGAGCUUUGGAUUUGAGUGAUAAUAUGAUUAGAGGGGAGCUUCCUUCUUUUGUUUCCUUGCGUGAACUUCGAGUUCUGAAACUUGCGAGUAAUCUUUUAUUAGGGGCUGUGCCGGAGGACUUGUUGUUGACUUCAAUGUCUUUGGAAGAAUUGAAUCUCAGUUCCAAUGGAUUUACUGGCUCAAUUGGUGUAAUUAACUCUACCACUAUAAAUAUUUUGGAUCUUUCAUCUAAUAGUUUAUCAGGACCAUUGCCAACUUCUUUGAGAAGCUGUACAAUCAUAGAUUUGAGCAGGAAUACGUUUUCUGGCGACAUUUCUGUAAUAGAGAACUGGGAAGCCACUAUGGAGGUUAUUGAUUUGAGUUCAAACAAGCUGUCAGGAUCCUUGCCUUCAAUUAUAGAAUAUUCAAAAUUGUCUACCCUUGACUUAAGACCACUUUUGCUUCAAGGUUCAGGGGCUAGUGAAUUAUUACUCACGUCUCCUUUUCUGCCAAUGGAAUAUUUUGAUGUAUCAAACAACUCUUUAGAAGGCUUCUUGCCUUCUGAUAUAGGUAGGAUGGUUAAGCUCAAACUGCUGAAUCUAGCAAGGAAUGGCUUUUCUGGACAAAUUCCUAAUGAAUUGAGCAAACUUAUUGAUUUAGUGUCCCUCGAUUUGUCUAACAACAAAUUUACUGGCAAUAUUCCUGACAAGCUUUCGUCUAGCUUGAAUGUAUUUAAUGUGUCCAACAAUGAUCUAUCUGGCCUUGUUCCCGAAAAUUUGCGGCGAUUUCCUACAUCAUCCUUUAACCCUGGAAAUGAAAAGCUUAAGUUAUCAAAUGAUUCUCCUAGUUAUCCGUCACUGCCAGGCACUGUUCAAAAUAAACAUCAUAGUUCAAAGGGUAAUAUCAGGAUAGCAAUUAUCCUUGCUUCUGUGGGUGCUGUUGUGAUGAUUGCUUUUGUUUUAUUGGCUUAUCAUCGAACACAAGCAAAAGAAUUUCACGGGAGAAGUGAGUUUGGUGGUCAAACUACUGGAGGACUUUCAAGGGCUUCUCUCUUCAAGUUCCAUUCAAAUGCUCUUCCUCCAUCAUCUUCGGCAAGUUUCGGUAAGUCCCGAUAUCAUUUUGCUUUUGUUGUUUGUGAAACUGCCACACUGUUUGAAUCUGAAUUGUAG
This is a messenger RNA of Vicia faba (fava bean), 1617 nucleotides long. NCBI's taxonomy places the organism in Eukaryota, Viridiplantae, Streptophyta, Magnoliopsida, Fabales, Fabaceae. The record is from the annotation of a GenBank genome assembly.